Molecule: messenger RNA, 2605 nt
Organism: Physella acuta
Lineage: Eukaryota; Metazoa; Mollusca; Gastropoda; Physidae
Product: tubulin beta-4B chain
Biological process (GO): microtubule-based process
Cellular component (GO): microtubule
Molecular function (GO): GTPase activity; structural constituent of cytoskeleton; GTP binding
Source: RefSeq, a predicted model, not a curated record
AAAUUUAAAUAUUCUUAAACCAAACCUCUUGCAUGCGGAAUAGACGAAAAAUACCCUUAUAUUACACGCAUGAGUCGACGAUUUUCAAUAGGCUUAAAGUAUUUAAAGCGUUCGAAUAUAAAAUAUUGUUUUGUUAUUUAUUUUUUAAAGAUUAAAUUUACAUCGCCAUUUAACCUUUGCAUAUUUAAUACAUUAGACGUCACUAGACUAUACUUUUUCGGACUUUUAUUAAAAUAAUUCAUAAACUUUUUCAUUAUUUCAAAAAAAAAUUAAAUUUCCCGUCGAAAAAACAGUGUUAAAAACCGACAAUAAAUAAUUAAACAAAUGCGACAAAUCUAGACUUAUGCAAAAAAUCUAAAUCUUGAAUUGUUUUAUUGUUUUUAUUUUACUUCUUCAUGAACUUGUUUUUUUCAACCACUAUUUACUUGAGUCCAAGUUAGUGUAAUUUGCACACAACUUGAACGCACCAAGGGUUCCAGAGCGCUCUGCUAUUGAACAUCAUGACGUAGCUGUGUGUCUCUGUCGGUCAUGGAAACGGUACGCCCUAGUUACCGCAAGAUUACAAGAAGAGGGGUUGUCGUCUCGGAAAUUUUCCGUCGCUCCUGAAAGGACAAAGUAUGAGAGAGAUUGUGCAUAUACAGUGCGGACAGUGUGGGAACCAGAUUGGUGCCAAAUUCUGGGAAGUUCUGUCAGACGAACACGGAAUCGAUCCAACAGGCACAUAUCAUGGCGACUCUGAUCUGCAACUGGAGCGAAUCAACGUCUAUUUCAACGAGGCGACGGGCGGCAAGUAUGUUCCCCGGGCGGUCUUGGUCGAUCUGGAACCAGGGACGAUGGACAGCGUCCGGUCUGGACCAUUUGGACAGAUCUACCGCCCUGACAACUUCAUCUUUGGCCAGUCGGGAGCCGGAAACAACUGGGCCAAGGGCCACUACACAGAAGGCGCGGAACUUUGUGACUCUGUCUUAGACGUCAUCAGGAAGGAAGCUGAGAGCUGCGACUGUCUGCAAGGCUUCCAGCUGACCCAGUCUCUGGGCGGCGGCUCCGGCUCUGGUAUGGGAACUCUAGUGAUCAGCAAAGUCCGCGAGGAAUACCCUGACCGUAUCAUGAGCACAUACUCCAUCGUGCCGUCACCCAAAGUUUCCGAUGUCGUAGUUGAGCCGUACAAUGCAACUUUGUCAGUCCAUCAGCUGGUAGAAAAUACGGAUAUGACGUAUACGAUUGACAACGAGGCUCUUUACGACAUUUGCUUUCGAACAUUAAAGUUGACCACGCCCACCUACGGGGAUUUGAACCACCUGAUCUCGGCAACCCUUUCUGGCACAACUACCUGUCUGCGAUUCCCCGGCCAGCUCAACUCAGAUCUGAGGAAACUGUGCGUAAACAUGGUGCCCUUCCCUCGCCUGCAUUUCUUCAUUCCAGGAUUCGCCCCACUCACUUCUCGUGGCUCACAGCAGUAUCGUGCCAUCACAGUCCCUGAACUGACCCAACAGAUGUUCGAUGCCAAGAAUAUGAUGGCAGCCUGCGAUCCCAGACACGGUCGCUACCUGACAGUGGCCUGCAUAUUCCGUGGUCGCAUGUCGAUGAAAGAGGUGGACGAACAGAUGUUGAACGUACAGAACAAAAACUCGUCCUACUUUGUGGAGUGGAUCCCUAGCAACGUGAAAACUGCCGUCUGUGAUAUUCCACCACGGGGUCUCAAGUUGGCAUCGACCUUCAUCGGCAACACAACGGCCAUACAGGAGCUUUUCAAGCGGGUCGCUGAGCAAUUCACAGCCAUGUUCAGGAGAAAAGCUUUCCUCCACUGGUACACGGGGGAGGGCAUGGAUGAGAUGGAAUUCACGGAAGCCGAGUCGAACAUGAACGACCUCGUCUCAGAGUACCAGCAGUAUCAGGACGCCACGGCGGAGGAGGCAGGAGAAGCAGAGGAGGAAGAGGAAGAGGAGACGGCAUAGUCUGAAGGAGCUCGGGUCGGGAGAGAGUUAAGCCCCUUGGUCAAGCUGCAGGAGGAGGGUGGGUGGGGGCGUUCCCUCCCCUCCCUGUCAUAGACUGUCUGGUGCCAUCUCACGUUGGUCGCAGUGCUUUGAAUCAUUUGGAACUGCUAAUUGGUUUGAAACGGGCAAGUUAAUCAAGGGGCUUGAUUCUAAGAAAGAAGAAAAAAAAACAACACACCCUCUCGAAAUGUUACAACUUUUUGGUUGCGAAACGCAACUCAGCAAUGUUCACCAUCAUAGUCAAUAUUAGGUCAUAGGUUAAAAGGUCAAUAUUAUGUCAUAGGUUAAAAGGUCAACUGGUUUCAACAUGGAGUGAAAGGAAGUUUGUAUUUACAACUGAAGUUUUGUGUCUCAUAUAUUUUUAAUAAACGCUUUACAACUUCAAGCAAACGAUGUAUUGCAUGGCCCACUUUUAGUACCAAUGUCUAGUUGUGUGGUCCAAGGGCAAUGGGCUAAUGCUGGAAGAGAUGAUUGGUCCGUGGUAAACUGCCCACGUGAUUAGGAGUGACCAAUCGAAUAAGUGGUCCAGAAAAGAAAAAUACUUGGUCAUCUUUGAUGUGAUAGAGUACUCAUCUUACACAAACUCGUCUCAAUAAAAAACUCAAAACAUG